This is a messenger RNA of Babesia ovata, 3702 nucleotides long. RefSeq lists its product as uncharacterized. NCBI's taxonomy places the organism in Eukaryota, Apicomplexa, Aconoidasida, Piroplasmida, Babesiidae. The transcript is spliced from 2 exons. Bases 1 to 3702 code for a protein of 1233 amino acids. The record is from RefSeq and is a predicted model, not a curated record.
AUGCCGAAUCUGGAGAAGUCCAGCAACACCGUGCAUACUGUUGCAGAAGAUCAAGGUUACACGAAUGAUUUGUCCGAUCUGAUACAUUACACCCCUGACAUGGAUAUUUUGCCUAAAAGUUCCAACGAGGAAGCACAGGAGCAAAUAACAUCUGAGCGAAGCGAUGAAAUCAUCAUGGUUGACGACAUUAUGCCGAAUGUUUCUCCCUCCCAUCAAACCGAUCGGCAUUUUACACUUGGUCCUCCGCUGGAAUCAUUUAGCCCUAUACAAUACGGGCUGACAGAGGCAGUUGAGCAACAACGCGACUGCCAAAUAGGUGAAUUGAGGGGCGUGUUAGCCAACCCUGAAGACCAGUUGUCAAGCCUUGCACAAAACGGAAUCAGCGAUCUAUUAGAAGCUGAAGAAAGUGUUGGAGACACUGCGGAAGAAUGCAGUAUAAUUGACUUAGUGUGCAACGAAAAUAGGAUCCAUGACAUUGUUCCAUUUACCGAAGCAGGUGAUAUGAAAUCCGACGUUUCUACAUCUUCACUUGGGCAUUUGGAGAUUAACAUGGGGGAAUGCAACGAGCCGCAUGGUAUUGACCCUAGCGGAUAUAUUGCAUAUAACAAGGAAGCUGUGCUGAAAUGUAUGCUGUUGCCGGAGGACAUGAUGAAGGGUACUGAUAAGCCCGAAGAAGUGCAACCCGAUAACGAUCCGGAAAAUCCUUUGGCUACACCUCUGCCUCCGAUGUUGACUGCAGAAUGUAUUGAGAUUAAGACGCCUGUAUCAAAUGCUGAUGUCGAUAGACAGAACACUUCGAAUAACCCCCUUGAACUGCAAGCCUUCCAUGGCACGCAGCAGAGGGUUAGCUCAUCUAUAAGGGAUGAAACACCGAGUACUGCCCUUCAGUCGACCAAUGCGCAACCGGCUGUUCAGAGUUCCAUCCCACCCGGUGAUUCGGGAUCUUUAGUAAUGUGCGAGCGGUUGGGAAGCGAAUACGUCACCAUGACAUACCUAAAAGAUGGAAGGGAUAUUGAUCUCAGUGGAAAAGACCCCACCAAUGACUAUAAGACGGCAGUUGACGAUGGAUACGAUUUAAAUAAAGCGCAUGAAGACCAGGUUACCAUAGAAAUAAUGCCAAACGAUGGGCCGCAAUCUGCACAACUGACCGAGGUCACAAGGUCAUUCACGGAAACAGUGAAAUACAUGAGAUACCGAGAGGCCCUCAGAUACCAUAAAAAGGAUAAGAGAGUAGUUUCAAAGCUGGAGUCUACACUGUCUUUGUGUUUCUUCGUGUUACUGCUUGGUGUGGCAAAUCGAUUGGAUGGCCCUAUAAGUGGUGCAUUUCCAGCCACCACUACGUAUAUACUAAAACCCGCAAUGUAUGCUUCUGACGGUGCUUCAAAUCCUAUAUUAUUGCCCAUUUCACUGCUAAUGGCAUUGGUAACGCAAGCAAAUUUAUGGUUGUUUGGUACGGGUGGCAUGCACGACGGGGUGUUGUCUAGCACACUAGUGUUUUUCAUAUGCUAUGUUAUUACGUUUACAUGUAAUAUAAUUAGCGCUUACAAUGUACAUAACAUUAAGAAUAGUUCGGUUAUAUUCUUCUUAUCCCUGAUCAAUCUAAACAAUCGGAUUUGUGUCCGCAAUGCGUAUUUCGAAAACAUCUUGUCUGUUAUGUAUGUACUUUUCCUUCUGGGACUCAACAUAUGGAUACUGUUCAAUAAGUUCAUCAUGCCAUUCUGCAUCGCUAAAAUGUUUACCGGUGAUGCGGAAAGGCUUAGUGUAACAUCAAUUAAGCCUUGCCUAGUGGCACUACCAAAGGAUUCCACCAAGGCAGAGGCGUAUGAAACGUCAGCGAAUGGUUACAUAGUGGAAAUACAAUAUGACGGAGAACGGUCCAUGCUGCGGAGAAUUUUAGGUCACCUUAUACGCAAUCGUCUAAUGCAAGAACGCCCGUCGACGAAAGUAUACCAGUUUGUUGGUCAACUCAAUGACAGGUUCAAACCACACGGAUACGGUUCGUGGCAAAGUAACGUAUCAUCUGGCGAAGUGUUGAUCGGUUACUGGGAAAACGGGCUGCCACUUGGGCCGUUCAACAGUAGAGUGAUGGAAAACGACGCAACGUUCAGUAACAUGCUGUUGGGGUGGACUAAAUGCCUCGUGGGAGGGGGUUUAGGUAUGGGUAUUGCGUCCGUUGAAACGUGUACCAACGAUCCCCGCUAUGGCUCCGUUUGUACAGUGAUGAAGUACAGGGCCGAAUUUUUCGAUUGCGACAACAUAAGACCAGGUCUUAUGAAGCAUACGGGCACCCAUAAAUUCAAGGCAUCAGAUGAAAACAUUAACAACCUGAAAAGCGAUGAAUUCGUUCUCAGAUUAUUCCAGAUGACACACAACUUCGUGAGAUACGAUUUCAGGCAAUGCGACGCUUACAUCCAUGAUACCAAGCGUAAGAAUUCUGUAAUGGGCAAAAUCAAAGAUAUUUUGGGGGAUAUUCUGCUCCAAAAGCCGGGUACAAGGCAUAUGGCAGCUGUAAUGAAGUGCAUAUUGGAGGGGUUGCAAUGGAACAUGCCUUACUUCGGUCUGUAUGAUGAAGUCACCGCUGUGUCUGAUGAUGACGCACAUGCAUCUGCGUGCGGAUGCGCAGAUAGCGGCGUGGCUUUUAACAGCCCUACUGAUACAUUGGAUGAUAUGGGAUCACGAAAUUCAUUGGGAGCAGACUAUAUCCACGGUGUUACAGAGCACAGCGCCCCCCUUCCCAUAGUUUUAGGCUGCACGAUGGAUGUGGAAGUGGCAGUCAGCAGAUCGAAAAUAUAUGAGGCUUAUCAUGCGCCCGAAGUAUGUAUUUUUAUACAUGGUUCGAGUGUUUCAACUGAAAAAGAACUCCAAAAUGUGGUGAACAUUUUCACCCGUGGGAAAUACCCUCCGCAUAUCAAACCCAUUACUUUUGGGUGGCCGAGUUUCUCAAAAAUAGGCGAAACAAAAACGCAAAACUACUCAAGCACCAUCUCUAGAUGCAGGGAAAUCUUUGAAAACUUCUUAAGGUCUCUAGUAAACAACGGGGUUAGACAUGCACAUGUCAUUGUUGAUUCUACAGGUGCCUCUCUAUUCCUGGAAACAUUUGCUCUGAUGACACAAGUGACUGACGUCCCACCCAUAUUUCAUGAUGUAGGUGGCCAACCGGAAGCGAGUUCCAACCAGAUAACCCUACUUUCUGUCACCAUGAUGUUCCCCGAAUACAACUUAAAAAGAUUCGUCUCAGCUAUAUACAAGACUCUUCGAUCCUACUGCGAUAUAAUUACUAUCUUCGGAAAACAUAAAAAUAUCAGGCGAUUUGGUUUUCCCCUCCCAAAAGAUAAGCGAAAGUUGGCCCAUAGCAUAUUCUACCUGUUCUGCGAGAGUAGGAACGGAACCGAAUCGAGCCAAAUGAACAGCAGCCCAUGUAAAACGUUUGGCCCAAUUGCCUUACCUAGAAUGCAUUACGGCGAUGGUAAUGAUAUGCAGAGUGAACCGUGUGCGACGGUAUGGCUGGAUGUGGAUUGCAUCGACGUCACGUGGCUGCCGGCACUCCAACCCUUCGGCGAACAUGAAAGAACGUGGCAUGAUUGCAGGGAGAUUUGUGCGGAUCUAAGGGAACUUAUUGUAUGUCGCAAGCGCGCCAAGGACAGGAACGCAAAACUAGACAGGAUAGGAGCGAACGUCUGGAUUUACAAUGGAUCGGCUUGA